AUGCCAAGUUUAGGUAAUGCAAUAUUAUGGAUUACCUUAAGUCCAAUAUCUGAAUAAAUAGGAUUUUUAUAUAAUUAAAAUUAAUUAAUAGUCAAUAUGUCUUCUUUAGUAUUUAUGCUUUUAUAUAUAUUUGUGAAUUUUCCAUCAAACUAUGUUCUUGGUUUAAAUUGUAAAAAUGGAGUCCUUUUAGGCGCAGCUUUUACGAUAAUAGGAUCAUGGAUAAGAGUUCUAGUAAAUAAGAGUUUUUGGUAUGUUAUUCUAGGUUAAAUAUUAGGCGCAAUUGGUUAACCUUUUAUAUUAAAUGCUCCUGCGAAAAUAGCUACUGAAUGGUUUAUACCAAAAUAAAGACCAGCUGCUAUAGCUGCUUUAGCUUUAAUAAAUAUGGUAGGAAUAGGAAUAGGUUUUUUGAUUCCUAGUAUAUUUGUUGAAAAUACUAAAGAUAUGUAAAUAGGAAAAAAUUAAGUAUAUAAUUUAAUGUUUUGGGAAGCUAUAAUUAUUAGUGCAGGAUGUGCGCCUAUAUUUAUUUUAUUUAAGAACAAACCAAAAACACCUCCUAGUCAUUCUGCUAACACUGAAAAAAUGAGUUUUAAAUAAAGUAUUCCAGUAGUAUUUGCAAAUAAAGAUUAUAUAAUUUUACUUAUAGCAUUUGGAUGUGUUUUAGGAAAUUUUUCGGCUAUUUCUACUUUAAUGAAUUAUUAUUUAAUACCAUAUAAUUUAAAUAAUUAAUAAAUUUCUUUUUGUGGUGCUACUUUUAUUGUUUCAGGUUUAAUUGGUUCCACUAUCUUUAGCAUUAUAAUAGAAAAAACUGGAAAAUAUAAAAAAAUAUUAAUAUUUUCUAGUUUUUUUGCUAUGUUAAGUUAAGGUUUAUAAAUUGGAAUGAUUUUAACUUAUAAUAUAUGGUAUAUAUUAUUAGGUAUAUUUUUUUUUGGUUUUUUCGCAAUUCCUUUAAUUCCUCUUUCUAUGGAUUUCGCUUGCGAGCUAACUUUUCCUGUGUGUGAAGCUUUUUCUUCUGGUUUAAUUUAUGCUUGUGGGUAGUUUGUGGGAUUAGUUCUUAUUUUAAUAUCCGACUUAGUUUUUGAUUUGAAAAAUAAAACUCAAGUUAUUUAUUCUAAUUGUAUUGGAAUGGGAUUUAUGGUUCUUAGUGUAUUAUUUUAUUGUAUUAUUGGUGAAAAUUUAUUAAGGAAAACAGAAGAAAAUAAAAAUUAAUUAAAAUAUAUAAAUAAUAGUAAUUCUGAACUAUUAAUUUCAUGA
This is a messenger RNA of Ichthyophthirius multifiliis, 1251 nucleotides long. Its product is annotated as major facilitator superfamily protein, putative. NCBI's taxonomy places the organism in Eukaryota, Ciliophora, Oligohymenophorea, Hymenostomatida. Gene Ontology annotation, molecular function: transmembrane transporter activity. Gene Ontology annotation, biological process: transmembrane transport. Gene Ontology annotation, cellular component: membrane. The record is from RefSeq and is a predicted model, not a curated record. The transcript is spliced from 5 exons.